Messenger RNA from Rotaria sp. Silwood2, 972 nucleotides. The record is from the annotation of a GenBank genome assembly. Lineage: Eukaryota; Metazoa; Rotifera; Eurotatoria; Philodinida; Philodinidae.
AUGUUAACACGACAAGGUGCCACACGACUCAUUGAAACUGAAUUUAAUCGAUUAGCCAAAAUUAAUAUUAAUUUUCCUGAUCGCACACCAAUAUCUCCAGUAGUUUAUCGUCCAACAGAACUAAUCAUGGCAGAGAAAACCGUCGCAACACUUUUAAGUAAAACUUUGGAACAGACAUCUAAAUUUUCUGGUAAACCAGAUCAAGAUGUUGAUGAAUGGAUGAAGGAUCUGACUGCUACAUUUUGUAUGGCUCAUAUUACAGAAUCACAAGCAUUAAAAAUAAUAUCCACAUUUUUGGAAGGACAUCCUAAGCAAUGGUUUAUUGAAAAUAUCACAAUAUUCGAAUCAUGGAGUGUAUUUAAAGCUCAAUUUAUUCAUACGUAUUCAUCACCAUCAUCGAAACAAUUAGCGUCUAAUCGCUUAAGAACUCGUCAACAACGGCAGGAUGAAGCUGUUAUCGAAUAUUAUACAGAUGUUAUGAAAUUAUGCAAAUUAGUUGAUCCAAACAUGACUGAUGUAUCCAAACUUGAUCAUUUAUAUCAUGGAUUAAAAUCAUCUUUAAUGAAAGACGUAUUACGUGAAGCUCCAUCAACACCAUCAGGAUUUUUAGAACAAGCACGUCGAGAAGAAAAUUUAGAUCGUCUAGUUACUACGGCUGCUCAACAAACCAAUGAUAAUGAUACAGAAGCAACAACUUAUUCCAACAACUCAUUAUAUAGAUCUCCACAAUCUGCUGAAUCUAUGCACUACCAAAAUUCAUCAAAUAUGUAUUCUAAGGGUUAUUCUGCAAACGUAUAUUCACCUCGACCGGCAUACAAUCGAUUUUAUGAUCCAUCAUCGUCACAUUAUCCACAUCAAGCUCAACAAUCUUCGUUUAAUGUAUUACGCUAUCAAUCACGCCCUCUACGAUGUUAUCUUUGUCAGAAGUUGGGCCAUGUUGCUCGUGAUUGUAGAUCCGCAAAAAACUAUUAA